CUCACAGUAUCUAUCUUGCCAGCGGCGACAACUUAAACAUCAAAUUCUGGUUCCUCGCAGCCGGCCACCUCAUCUCUCCUCCGCGCACCUGCAAUGGCCCACCGCAUCAUUACCCAGGUCGUCUUCACCGGCGCCCGCAUAUUAGGCAAAGCCGUCCGCGAAUCCUACCAGCACGCCGCCGCAACGCAAAAGUAUGCCGCUGCCACCCAGAAGACGGGCGGCGUGGGCUUCGCCUCGAACAACAUCACCAUGGAAGAGGCCUGCAAGAUUCUCAACGUCGGCCCCUCCAAGAUGGGCCAAAUAGAUCUCGAGUUUGUCACCGAACGCUUCAAGCGGCUUUUCGAUCUCAACGAUCCCAAGAAGGGCGGCAGUUUCUACCUACAGAGCAAGAUAUUACGCGCAAGAGAGCGGAUAGAACGAGAAGUACAGAGCUACCAACGGAUGGCGGAGCGCGAACGGGAGCUGUCGGAGGGAUUCAAGCCCAAAAUCACAAAGGAUUGAGCCAUAUCGGACUGGCUUACGCCAUUUGCGAUGCAUCCUAGAUCUCGCAUCAUCUUCGUCUUGCUCGUCCAGCGCGAUACCUCAGCAAGCAUUUCUGCAUCUGUACGGCGUUGAUUGGAUUAUGGGCAUACCGUGUGCUUUUUGGUGUUUGUCUGGUAGAAGACGGAGCGUUUCGGAGAGAGUGCGUCCGCAUGGACCCAACCGGUUUGGCGGUCAUGGCUCUCCACUCUGUAUUGUCUAGAUGUAUAAAAUCUUGUAACAUCGGCGGCUAGGUCGGAUAUCUGAUGAUUUGAAGAAUUGAGGUAUAUGCCAUUCAAA
Messenger RNA from Westerdykella ornata, 819 nucleotides. Its product is annotated as cochaperone Pam16. Gene Ontology annotation, biological process: protein import into mitochondrial matrix. Gene Ontology annotation, cellular component: TIM23 mitochondrial import inner membrane translocase complex. NCBI's taxonomy places the organism in Eukaryota, Fungi, Ascomycota, Dothideomycetes, Pleosporales, Sporormiaceae. The record is from RefSeq and is a predicted model, not a curated record. The transcript is spliced from 2 exons. The coding region runs from base 94 to 501 and encodes 135 amino acids.